This is a messenger RNA of Mercurialis annua (annual mercury), 2844 nucleotides long. Its product is annotated as G-type lectin S-receptor-like serine/threonine-protein kinase At5g35370. Bases 150 to 2738 code for a protein of 862 amino acids. Gene Ontology annotation, biological process: recognition of pollen; protein phosphorylation. The transcript has a single exon. NCBI's taxonomy places the organism in Eukaryota, Viridiplantae, Streptophyta, Magnoliopsida, Malpighiales, Euphorbiaceae. Gene Ontology annotation, molecular function: protein serine/threonine kinase activity; ATP binding. The record is from RefSeq and is a predicted model, not a curated record.
GAAAUUGAGAACAGAAAUGAAAAAACCAAUUCCAAAUUUCCAAUACUAGUGCCAAAUAUUUAUCAGCAAACUGAUUACUAAUUUCUUUUUUCAUCAUCCGAAUUUAAUCUCGAACUCAAACUCAAACUCGAACUCUAACAAACCUCUACAUGAAAACUUUAUUUUCAUUGACUAUUAUUUUUUUAUUUUGUUCUUUGGUUUCGGGUGCAAUGUUCACAGAAUUCUUAUAUCCAAAUUUCAGUGCUUCGAACUUCCGAUUCAUCGACAAUCAAGGAACUUUUCUGUUAUCUCGUAAUCAAACAUUUAAGGUUUCUAUCUUUAAUCCCGGAGAGCAGUCAAAUUUCUACUUGUGUGUGAUACACGUAACGUCCCACACUAUCAUAUGGUCCGCUAAUCGUAAUGCUCCGAUCCCGACGUCGGGAAACAUGGAACUUACACCCCAAGGAAUCCAUAUUUACGAAGGUAACACUCUCAAAUGGUCAACUCCGGCGUUGAAAUCUUCCGUUCAGGCGUUACAGCUAACUGAGAUGGGCAAUCUUGUUUUGUUAGACCAACUUAAUAAUUCUCUUUGGCAGAGUUUUGACGAGCCAACGGAUACGAUUGUCAUCGCACAAAGCUUACCUCAGGGGAAAGUUCUAACGAGUGGUGUAUCAGAUGAUAACUUAUCGGCCGGUGAUUACAGGCUCGCGAUCACAGAUUCGGAUGCGAUUUUACAGUGGCGAGGGCAGACAUAUUGGAGAUUGUCAAUGGAGACAAGGGCUAAUAGAAACUCUAAUUUUAUUGUUGAAUAUAUGGCAAUGAACAGUUCUGGUAUGUUCUUAUUCGGUCGGAGCGGUUUGGCUGUAGUAAUGCAGAUGAGUUUGUCCCCGUCCGAUUUCCAAAUUGCCCGCUUGGAUCCUUCAGGUCAGUUCAUCAUCAGCAGACUAAUUUCCGGUGCCAAGAUGGAACAGGAAUUUGUCGGGCCAACUGAUGGCUGUAAAAUUCCACUUGUCUGCGGAAAAAUCGGAUUGUGUACUGAAAAUACGUCGAAAAGAACAUCGUGUUCAUGUCCGCAAGGUUUUCAAAAACAUUCGAGUACUUGCAUGCCAAGUGACGGUUCUUCAUUCCCACAAGCUUGUAAUAAUCUGACCAAAAAAGGUGAUAUUUCAAAUAAUUCCUCUGAUAUUUCAUAUAUCAAACUUGGUUAUGAUAUGAAUUAUUUCUCUAUUCAAUUCUCUCAACCUAUAAGAUACAGCGUAAACUUAUCAGUUUGUCAAGGAUUAUGCACGUCAGACUGUUCUUGUUUGGGGAUUUUUCAUGAGAAUUCAUCAGGUUCUUGCUAUGGAAUUGAAAAUGAUUUGGGUUCUAUCAUAUCAACCACCGCACUUGAUGAUCAGAAUGAUCUUUUGGGGUUCAUUAAAGUUAUAGCUAGCUCAGCUUCGGACGGCGGUAACACCAGUGAAAAUGAACAGUUUCCGGUGAUUGCUCAGAUUCUGUUACCUUCAACAGUUUUUCUCGUUGCGGUUGCUUUUGGUUUUUUCUGGUGGAGAAGACGGAGAAUUUCUAAGAAGAAGGUGCUAAAAUUUGGUCAGGUAAGCUCACGUUCUUCUAUAGAUCUAGAUAGCUUUCAUAUUCCUGGUUUACCCCAACGGUUUGAUUAUGAAGAACUCGAAUUGGCUACUGAAAACUUUAAAACCAAGAUUGGAUCAGGUGGCUUUGGUUCUGUAUAUAAAGGAAUAUUUCCUGAUAAAUCAAUCGUAGCGGUCAAGAAACUGACCAAUUUAGGAGUACAAGGCAAAAAAGAUUUCUGCACUGAAAUUGCUAUUAUUGGAAGUAUUCACCAUGUCAAUCUAGUGAAAUUGAGAGGCUUUUGUGCACAAGGUAGACAACGGCUCUUGGUUUACGAGUACAUGAACCGUGGCUCGUUGGAUAGGACCCUGUUUGGUAAUGGUCCGAUCUUAGAAUGGCAAGAGAGGUUCGAUAUAGCACUCGGAACUGCACGCGGGCUCUCGUAUUUGCAUACCGGGUGCGACCAUAAAAUCAUCCAUUGUGAUGUUAAACCGGAGAAUAUUCUUUUGCACGACCAUUUUCAGGCUAAGUUAUCGGAUUUCGGCCUAUCGAAGCUUUUAAGCCCCGAAGAGUCGAGUUUAUUCACGACAAUGAGAGGCACUCGCGGCUAUCUCGCUCCGGAAUGGCUAACGAACUCAGCUAUUUCGGAGAAAACCGACGUUUACAGCUUCGGAAUGGUGCUUCUUGAGCUCGUGAGCGGAAGAAAAAAUUGCUUAACCCGAUCGCAAAGCCAUAGCAAAGACAACAGUCACAGUGGCGGUGGAUCGACAUCUUCGUUGGUAUCGGAAUUGAGUUAUUUCCCGUUGUUUGCGUUAGAGAUGCACGAGCAAGGGAAAUACCUAGAGCUAGCUGAUCCGAGGCUAGAGGGGAGGGUAAAACGUGAAGAGGUUGAGAAAUUAGUGUGCAUUGCUCUAUGUUGUGUGCACGAGGAGCCAUCAUUGAGACCUAACAUGGUUAGUGUUGUUGGGAUGUUGGAAGGCGGUAUAGCUUUCGUUCAGCCGAAAGUCGAGUUGCUGAAUUUCUUGCGGUUUUAUGGGCGGAGAUUUACGGAGGCUUCGAUGUUGGAGGAUGGUAAUGAACAUAGCAACAUUGUGUUGUUCCCCGGAGCAAGUAAUUCGGCAUCGAGUGCAAGUGAUUAUCAAGCUUGUUUUUCGUACAUCUCUUCGCAAGAGGUAUCCGGACCAAGAUAGUUUUUGAUGGUUCAAAUUAUGCGGUUCAUGUAUAGUAUAUUCACAUAAUAUUUGUGUGUUAAAUUUACCAUUAAUCCUUAAAGAAAUUUGUGCAAAGUUUAGAGAA